Messenger RNA from Anopheles marshallii, 1086 nucleotides. Its product is annotated as fasciclin-3-like. The coding region runs from base 1 to 1086 and encodes 361 amino acids. NCBI's taxonomy places the organism in Eukaryota, Metazoa, Arthropoda, Insecta, Diptera, Culicidae. The transcript is spliced from 5 exons. The record is from RefSeq and is a predicted model, not a curated record.
AUGAAGCGGAUCGCAGUGUUUGUUGUGGUACUAAGUGCAUUGUUGGGAUGCAACCAUGCAGUACAGGUGAUAACGGAACCAUCCGGGCAAGUGACCGUGGCGGAAGGACAGCAAAAUGUGAACCUGUUGUGUCUUGUAGAAGAACCCAUGGAUUUUUGCAUAGUGAAAGUUCCCGGAGCACCAGCACCUUUUGCCGCCAGUGACAAACUGCCCGCCCCGGUCGAGGGCAUUACCUUCUACGGACUCCCCUGGAGCAAGGGAUCCUGCGGUAUCACGAUCGAUACCAUCAAACCUACGCACGAUGGACCGUUUGAGUGUACCGUGUCCGUAAAGGGCCAGACGUACAAGGGCCAGAUCGACAUAACGGUCUCAGGUGAAGCAGUUGCACCCGAGCCACCGAAGAUCGAGCUAGCGAGCAACGUUGACAGUCGCAACGGUGAGUUCGAGUUCGGCAAGAAGGUCACCAUGAAGUGCGUGUCCCGUAACGGAUGGCCGGGCGCUAAGCUGUCGUGGUAUCUCGACGGUGUGAAGCUGACGGACGAUGUAGGUGCGGAGUUCUCGGAAACGGCCAAUCGACGCACCACUGUACAGCAGAUCUAUCGACGUGCGAUCGCUGUCGAAGAUAACCGGAAGCAGGUUACGUGCCGUGCGGAACAUCCCGCCUAUCCAGGUGGAUUCAUGGAAACUAGCUUGCCGAUCAAGCUGAAGAAAGUGUACACCAAUGACAAGCAAGAACCACAAAAGGAGGACCUCACGGAGCUGAUCAAGCCCAGAGCACCUCAGCUGACAGUUUCCAGCGAAGUUGCACAACGUGAUGGAGCAUUCAAGGCGGGAAGCAACCUAGUGGUACAGUGCGUCUCGAAGGAUGGCAAUCCUCCGGCAGGAUUCUUGUGGUUCCUCAAUGAUCAACUGAUUUACGAAGGUCUUUCGGCGCCGUUUAUCAGCCGGAAUUUCCGAGGCAACACGGUCCAGCAGACGCUCACCUACCGUCUCAAGCCGGCCGAUGAUGGCAAGGUGCUCAUCUGCAAAGCGCGCCAUCCGGAGGGAAGCGAAGAGACGCGACUGAAAAUCAGUACCUACAACUAG